This is a messenger RNA of Plasmodium vinckei vinckei, 6888 nucleotides long. Its product is annotated as conserved Plasmodium protein, unknown function. The record is from RefSeq and is a predicted model, not a curated record. Lineage: Eukaryota; Apicomplexa; Aconoidasida; Haemosporida; Plasmodiidae. The transcript has a single exon. The coding region runs from base 1 to 6888 and encodes 2295 amino acids.
AUGAGUUAUUACAACAAAACAAAAAGAAAAUGCAAAGUAAGUUUUGUAGACAUCGAAUUGGAGGCUUUCAUAUUUGGAUGCUUCCUUUAUACAUGGAAUAAACUAUAUACAGAUGAUGUUAAAAAAAAAAAAAACAACCAUAAUAAUAGUAGCAAUAAUAAGGGUAAAAUUAGUAAGAAUAAUAAUUUGUCACACAUCAAAAAAACUGAAAUUCGAAAAUGGAAUUAUCUUAACAAAGAUACAGAAAAUAGUUUAAUAUCUUCUACUAAUGAUAUUAAUAAUAAUCUUAUUAAUAAAAAGAAUAAAAAAAGUUAUACAAACAAAAGUAAUAGCAAAACAACAGAGACAUAUGAAAAGGAUAUCAACCAUGAUGAAAAUAGCUAUUCAGAAAAUAUAUCAAAUGAAUUUGAUUGUAAAUUAAAUGAAGAAUUUCAAGUGAAAAAUAAAAUAAAUAUUAUAGAAUUAAAUAAAAAAUUAUUAUAUUUUGUAAAAUCGAAUUUUUGUUUAAAAACUAAAGAUUUUAAUAUUUUUCAUGAUUUGUAUUCUUUUUACACACAUAUACAAGAAAAAAAAAAGGGAGAUGAAAUAAAAUUACAAAAUAAAUUUUUUCCUUCAAACUCUCAUUAUCACACAAAAGGGUCUAAUAAUGAUAGUUGCAAUAAUAAUACUAUCUUGAAGGAAGCUGAUAAAACCCGAACAAUACCAAUAUAUAAAUUUUUUAAGCCAAUUCCAGCACGCAACCAUCAAAAUGUUAGGAAAUUAAAUACACCAACAAACCAAACUAAUCUAAAAAAAAAACAAACAAAAACAAACAAUCAUCAUUACAAUUACUUGCAUCGAUAUAUCAAUCGGAAUUGUAGUCUUUGCGAUAUUUUAGUAAACAAGGGAAAGAAUUUAAAAUACAAAAAGUUCAUUCAUGUAUGCACAAAAAAAGUUUAUGGAGAUAAAAAAUUUGACAUGAUAAACAAAUGUAUUAUAAAUAUAAAAACAUUUGAUGAUAGUUUUAUUCAUUCAAUUACUAUAGAACGACUAUUUAGCUAUAUAUGCAAAGAGAAUGAUAAAAAUUUAUAUUUUUUUUGGUUUAAAUUUUUAAAUGUCUUAUUUAAUGUUACUAUAAACAAACAACUUAUGAUUAAAAUAUUUUUUUUUGUAUGUAUAAAAAAUUUAUUAAUAUCGUCUUAUUUUAAUUCAGAAGAUGAUAUAGCAAAUCAAGAAUUUCCUAGUAAAAAUAUUUUAUGUAAAAUAGAUAAACAAAAAAAUACAUUUUUAGCAGAAUUUGUAAAAAUAAAUAAAUGUGGAAAUAUUACAAAUAUCAUAUUAGAUAAUAAUUAUAUAUUAUUACAAAACUUGUUUGAUUAUUUUUAUAUAAUAUGUUCAACAAGAAAUAUGAAAUUUUAUGAUAACUUUUUUUUAAACGUUCAAAUGAUUAACUUUAUUUAUUUAAUUCAAAUUAAUUUCUUUCAUUAUUAUUAUGUUAAACUAUAUCAUAAGUUUGUCAAAUUACACAAGGGAAAAGCUACAAGUAGUAACAGUAGUAAUCUAUGUACCUCCUUACAAAAGGGAAUAAAAAAAAGUACAGUUCUUCGUCCAAAAGGAGAUAAUUUAAAUGAUAAAUACUUUAAAAAGAGAACAAGCAUAUUUAAGCCUACCUGCAAAACGAAUCAUCAAAAUGAAAAUUUAAAAGAGGGUCAACAAGUAGAACAACAAAUAGACAAGGUCGAAAAUGGAAGCAUUUCCAUUGAUCACCAUGAAAAGGAAGAUACAUAUAAAUUUGUGGUAGUAGGAAAAAAUUAUAAUAUUAACAAAAAAUAUUACAACCAUUUCAAUUUAAGCUUUUAUAAUUAUAAUAAAACAAAUAAUAUAUCAUCAAACUGGUUUGAAAUUGGGUCUACUAGAGUUACAACGAAUGAAUUAUUACCCAACAUGAACAAGAUGAAAAGUCCAAUUGAAAAAAGAUUAUUAACAAAUCAUAGGAUAUAUUUUAAAAGAUUAUACACAUUUUUAAAUAAAUAUAUUAAAACAAAUCAAUUAACAAAACAAAGUAAUAUAUUUUCCUUCAUGUUUGAUGCAUUACCUUGUUCGAAUUUAAAAAAUUGCAUCAACACUAUUUUAGAACCUUAUAUAUUUUACAUCUUAAGAAGAUAUACAUUUAUAGAAAUAUUUAAUUUUAUUAAAAGCUUAAAAAAUUUAUAUAAUUUAAAAAAGAAUAGACGAAAAAGAACAAAUUUAAGGCCAAACGAAAAUGACCCAACUUUAAAAUUUUUAAAUGAUAUACAAGGACUGAAUUAUCUUUAUAAUGAUUUAAAAAGUGAUUAUUUAACAUUAACUCAAAAUUUGUAUAUAAAAACAAAAGGAGAAAAUUUAAAAAAUAAGAAAAUAAUAUUAUAUAAAAAAUAUAAAUCACAAAGAUAUAAUAAAAGUGCCAUACAAAAUCUAAUAUAUAAUAAAAAGACAGAUAUAUAUAAAAAUGUAGCAAUAUAUAAAUUUUCAACGAAAGAUUUUAAUUUACAACAUAAUUUAUUUAAUAUAUAUGUAGAAUGUAACUUAUUAAAUAAAGCAUAUAAACUAGUUAUAAUCGAUUUUGAUUUUUCUUUUUCUUUAACAUCAGAAAUUAUUUUUUUAUACAAAAUUUAUUUAAUAGAAUUAAAAAAAAAUAAUAUAUUAAGAUCGUUUGAAAUUUUAAGUAUGACAUUUUAUAAAUGCUUUAUUUUGCUAAAGAAAUAUUUAUGUAAUCCAACAUCUUUCAAAUUAUUAUCUCUUGUAAGUAUACACCUUUGUCAUAUGCUUUAUAAUUAUCCCUUUUUAUUAAAGCAUUUGUCUUUUUUUCCAAGUAGCAAAAUUGAGUUUAUUACAAAAUAUAUUAUAAUGAAUGAUAAUGUUAAAGUUACUGGAUAUUCAAAUAAUCAUGAAUUAAAAAAUUAUUUUUCUUCUUGUCUUUUUUUUUCUUAUACUAAUAAUAUAUCUAAUCGAAAAACAAAUGACACUACUUCUGCAUAUAUAAAUGUUGAAAACAAUUAUGAUGAUAUUAAUAAUAGCAAACUUAAUAAAGGAAAACAAAAUUAUCGAAGAAAUAAUAUCAAUAUGGAAUUCAAAAAAAAAAAUAUUUUUUCCUUUGAUCCUCUCAACUUUACUAAACUCACAAAUAUUAAUCAUGAUAAUAAUAAUAAUAUUGGGAAGGGAAAUAAAAAUAUUGCAAAAGAUAUUAUUAGUGUAUAUCAAAAUAAUGACUAUUGUUUGAACUCAUUCAAUAAUAUAAAUGAUUUAAAGUAUGGGAUUAAAAUUGAGGAUUAUGAUAAUAAAAUAAAGAAUAAAAGUAAAAUGAUCGAGGCAAAUAAUUCUUUUUUAUUUUCUACAGAAAUAUCAAAACAAAAUGAAAAAGCACACUUUGAUAAUAAUAAUUAUUAUACAUAUAACAAUGAAUUUAAAAACGCUAUAAAUAGUUAUGCUUACAAUAGUAUGAAUACUACUAUGAUAUUCCCCAAAAAUAAUAUUACACAUUGUGGAAAUGACGGAAAUACUUUAGGGACAAGACACACCUCCAUACAUAACGCCAAAACGACAGAUAAUAUAAACGACAAUAAUAAUAAUUUUCCUUUUUUAAUCGAUGAAGAUAUAGACAAUUAUGAUUUUUUAAAUAUUCACGAACAAUUAUAUGUAAAUAAAAUUACAAAAGGAUUUAAUUUUAUUCUUAAUCUACUAGAAAUCACAUUAAAUAAUAAUGAUAAUUAUCUUUUAAAUUAUAAUAAUAAAAAUCUAAGCAUAUUUGAUCAUAAUCCAUUUAAUAAAGAGGGCAUAACCAAUGAUAACAAUUAUACUGAAAAUAUAUGUAACCUAAAUAAUUUUAUAAAAAAAAUAAUAAAUAAAAUAGAAUCAUAUCUUAGUACAAAUUUAAAAAGGAGAAAUUUACAAAAUCAUAUAAAACAUUUAGAUAAAGAAAAAUUUCGAAAUCUUUUAUACGAUUCUAAAAUGAUGAGAUCAAUCAAAUCUUUUUAUGAGGAUUCGUAUUUUUUUUGUUUGGAAUUUUUAUUUUUAGCAUAUAUUUGUUCAAAUUAUUUUUCAGAUAAUGUUUCAAAAAAUUAUAAUUUAUUUUUAAAAAGUUUUAACUUUAAUGAUGUUUGGCCUAGCAAUCAUCAAAUCAAAGUUAAAAUAUUACUCUCUUUAAUCUAUAUGUUUUUAUAUGAAAUUAAUUUAAUGGAUUUAAGAGAAUUUUUUAUUCAAAUUUUAAAAAUCAUAUUAUAUAAAUUUUAUAAUUAUUUAGAUUAUAACGAUUUAGAAAUAUAUCAAUACAUAUUUUUAAACAUAUCAAAUGAUACCUUAUUUUCUUACUACACAAUUACUGAUAAUAUUUUAGACACUUUAAAUCUUGACGCUUCUAAAACAUAUAAAGAAUUUUUCUAUAUUUUUAAUUUAUCAAAGAAUAAGCAAUUUAUUUAUCAGUAUCUGAAUUGGAGUAACCAAAACAACCAAAGUGAUAACAACAAAAAUGGCAAUAAUAAAAAACGUUUUAUCAAUGACCUUUUUAAUUUUAUUAUAAAUAAAAUGCAUUCAUCUCAUAAUAAGCCUAAUGCUAUAAUAAAUAAGUUCGAAUCAACUAAAAUAACCUCAUAUAAUAAUGCCUUUACAUAUUCUAAAAAUCAAUGUACUACCAAUUUAGACACAAAAAUGGGAGGGGAAAAAACUAAGGGGGUACACACAUCACCAUCUCAACAAUAUAACGACCUUACUAACAUUUCAAAUGCCAACAGUUAUAAUAAAACAACCUUUUUUGAUACAAUAAAUAUUGAAGAUCACAAUUUAAGUAAUAAAAAUGUUGACACAAAUGCAGAUAACAGUAUAAAUGAAGGUCCACAUACAAUUAUUUCAAACAAAUGUAAAAGCAAAAAAAAAAAACACACACCCAAUAUAAAUACCAAAAUGAGUAACAAACAAGAUUGUAGAAAUAAUAAUUCCGAUUAUAUCUCAUACAGUUUUGAUAAUUUUUUAAGUGAAAAAGGGUUAGAGAAAAAUGAUUUCGAAUUUUUUAAACAAAAUAAAAAAAAUAAAAAUAGUGCUGGAAAUGGAUUUUUUGAAAAGGUCCUAACAUACAUAAAUAAUAAAAAGUCAAAUAAAAAAAUUAAUAAUGGUGAUAUGAACAUUUGGAAAAAAGAUGAAAAAUGCAAUAUAUUUUCUAUUAAGUAUAGAGAUAAUAAAAGUAUGAGCAAAAAAGUAAAUACAAAUGAUAAUAGCAAUUUCUUUUGUUCUUCGAAAAAUGAAAAUGAGACAUACCCAACUGAAAAAAAUAAUGUAGAAAAUGAUUAUUGUAUGAUAUUAAAUUAUUUUAAAAUAAAUAAAGAAAUAUAUAUAGAUAGAUAUAUAAAUAAAAAAAAUGAAAUAUUAAUAAAUAUACAACAAUAUAGGAAUAGAAUAAAUUAUUAUGGAAAUACAAAUCCAUAUUAUUAUAAAGCUCAAAAAUUCGAAAAAUAUUAUUAUUUACCUGAAGAUAUUUCAGAAUCAAAUUGUUUUAUUUUUGCACAGAAUAAAAAUAUUAUUAGAAAUAAUUUUAUAUUAGAAAAAAAUAAUUAUGUUCAUAUAUGUUUAGAUUUAUUAAAUAUAAUAGAUCUAUAUAUGGAAUUUAAAGUAAAUGCCUAUAAUAAAACCUUUUAUUUUAUUAAAAAUUUAAUUAUCACAUGUGCAAAUAUAAGUUUUUCAAAAAAUCUAACUAUUAUAUAUAUUAACUCAUUAAUCAGAUUAUGUCUUUUCGAAUUCAGAAUGAAGAACAUAUUUAUCGCUUCUAACAUUCUUGUUGAAAUUCUCAAUAAUUUUGAAAAAAUUAAAUAUUACAAAAAUUUAAUCGGAACUAUUUUUUAUUUGAGUGGCCACAUAUUAUUACUACAUUUAAAUCAUGACGAAGAAAUAAUAAAUGAUCAUCAUAUUAAAAAUAAUUUAAUAGACAAAUACAACUAUUAUACUAAUUUAAAAAAAAAUAAUUCCCUCGCAAAAAAUAAAGGGCAUAAAGAAAAUAGUAACACCAAAAUGAAUUUUGUAUUCUCGGAUACUUUUGUAAACAUUAACUCACUAAAAAUUCCUGAUAAAGAUAAAAAAUUUUCAAACAGUUCUUUAAUGAUAAGCACGGGAAGAAGUAAUAGUAAUAAUAAUCCCUCUGUGUUAAUACAUAAAGGUACACACAAAAAAACAAACGACAUUUCUUCACAUAACAACAAUUUUGAGGAUAAUAUAGAAAGCUGUAAAUUAGAGUCCGACGAUGACAUAAUGAGUAUUGAAAAAAAAAAAAAUUCCAAUUUCACAAAAAAAAAAUAUGCAAAAAAAUCAAUACCGUUAAUAAAAAAUCAAAUAAAAAUAACAGAUUAUUUUUCAAACUUAAAACAUGAAAAAUCUCCAGAUAUUUCAUCAUAUACAAACUCUGAUGCGUCUGAUAAAAAUAUUAACAAAAGUAACUCAUAUAAUAAAUAUCUUAAAAAAAGAAAAAUUAAUAACGAAUUAGCUAGCCAGGUUAAUUCACAAAAAAAAGUAUUUAAGUCAGCUCAAAAUACAGAAGGAAAAAUUACUUAUGAUUUUUUCGAUGAAAUAAAUAAAAAACAAUUUUUCUUACUUUUAAUUUGUUUUUAUUUUAAACAAUCUUUAAAUUAUUGGCAAACUGAUGGAGAUGCUAUAGGAAUUGCUAACGGAGUUCAACAAAAAAAAAGAAUAAAAGACGCAUAUUUUUUCCUGAUGUGUUCAUAUAAAUUUUUUUAUAAAUCUUCUCUUUUCUUGUCCAAACAAGCCAACAUACAAAAUUAUAAAUUUCCGUUUUUUAAUUAUGAGCUCUUUAAAAUUUAUUAUAAAUUUUACACUUAUUACAAAGGGAUAUUUAUUAAGUGUACUAACGAGAAUAUUAUUAAUAUCUUAUGA